AUGGCUGCCAAGGCGGAGUUGAUAUCAAAUUCAGUCCAAGAAAUGGCUAUCAAAGGGAAAGAACCACCAGUGAAGUAUUUCUAUAAAGGAAAUGAUGGUGGAGUCCUUGAUGCUUCUGUUCCGUUAAUUGAGGUUCCAGUUGUUGAUCUUGGUCUUCUUACAUCUGAAUCAACCAGUGCACAGGAACUUGAGAAGCUUAAAUUGGCUCUCGGCUCAUGGGGCUGCUUUCAGGUAAUAAAUCAUGGCAUGACAAGUUCCUUUUUAGACAAAAUACGUGGAGUUAGCAAGCAGUUCUUUGCAUUUCCGAUGGAAGAGAAGCAGAAAUACUCCAGAGAAGCUGACAGCAUUGAAGGUUAUGGAAAUGACAUGAUUAUUUCGGAGCGCCAAACAAUUGACUGGACUGAUCGACUGUAUCUUACUAUUAGCCCAGACGACCAGAGAAAGCUCAAGUUUUGGCCAGAAAAUCCUAAAGAGUUUAGGGAAACCCUACAUGAAUACACCUGGAAGUUACAAGAGAUAAAUGAAAUUCUCCUUAGAGCCAUGGCAAGGUCGUUGAACUUGGAGGAAAGCUGCUUUUUAGAUCAGUAUGGAGAGCAACCACUUGUGACUGCAAGGUUUAACUUCUAUCCUCCAUGUCCACGGCCUGAUCGAAUUCUUGGUGUUAAGCCACACGCAGAUGCAUCUGCAAUUACCUACCUCCUGCAAGACAAAGAAGUAGAAGGUCUUCAAUUCCUGAAAGACAACGAGUGGUUUAGAGUUCCCAUCAUUCAACAUGCUCUUCUAAUCAAUGUUGGAGAUCAAGUUGAGAUAAUGAGCAAUGGAAUAUUCAAAAGCCCAGUACACAGAGUAGUGACAAACAGAGAAAGGGAGAGGAACACUCUGGCUGUGUUCUGCAUUCCUGAGUCAGAUAAAGAGAUCAAACCAGCAGAUGGGCUGAUCAGCGAAAUUACGCCGAGUUUAUACAAGAAGGUGAAAGAUUAUGUUAGUAUCUAUUUUCAAUACUACCAACAAGGGAAGAGGCCAAUAGAAGCAGGCGAUCUCAGUGUCUGCAUAAGCAUGGCUGAUAAUCUUUUUCCUACCAAAAUAGAAUCACAAUCAAAAUCUGUCCAAGAGUUGGUCAUGUACAGUGAAGAACCUCCUGAAAGAUAUUUCUAUGAAGAUGGUGUUAAUGGAGUCCUAGACAGUUCUCUUCCAGUGUUGGAGAUUCCAGUUAUUGAUAUAGUUCGCCUUGCAUCACCAUCAACCAGAGGAGAGGAAGUUGAAAAACUCCACUCAGCUCUCAGCUCAUGUGGCUGCUUUAUGUCAAUAAAUCAUGGAGUCACUGGUUCAUUCUUGGACCAAGUACGUUCCAUUACAAAGCAGUUCUUUGCACUUCCAAUGGAAGAGAAGAUGAAGUGCUCCAGAGAAGUUGAUAGCACAGAAGGUUAUGGAAAUGACAUGAUUCUUUCAGAAGAUCAAAUACUUGAUUGGACAGACCGAUUAUAUCUUAAAGUAAGCCCAGAAGAAAAGCGAAAGUUCAUGCUUUGGCCCCAAAAACCUGAAACGUUCAGGGAAAUUUUGCAAGAAUAUACCGCCAAGUUAAAGCUGAUAGUUGAAGUUGUUCUCAAAGCCAUGGCAAGGUCAUUAAAAUUGGAAGAUAACUGCUUUCUGGACAAGUAUGGAGAACGGGCAAUAAUGAUUGCAAGAUUCAACUUCUUUCCACCCUGUCCAAGGCCUGACCGAACUCUUGGCCUGAAACCACAUGCAGAUGGAUCAGCAAUCACCAUUGUCCUGCAAGAUAAAGAAGUAGAAGGUCUUCAAUUCCUUAAAGAUGAUCAAUGGUUUAGAGUUCCUAUUCUUCCCCAUGCUCUUCUUAUUAAUGUUGGUGAUCAAACAGAGAUAAUGAGCAAUGGAUUGUUCAAGAGCCCAGUUCACAGAGUGGUGACAAACUCAGAAAGGGAGAGGACUUCUGUGGCUGUGUUCUGUCUUCCAGACCCAGACAACGACAUUGAACCAGUGGAUAGGCUGGUCAGUGAGACGAGACCGAGAUUAUACAAGAAGGUGCAAGAUUAUGAAGGCAUAUACUUUCAGUACUAUCAGAAAGGGAAGAGACCAAUAGAAGCAGUAAAACUUUAA
Messenger RNA from Dovyalis caffra, 2115 nucleotides. NCBI's taxonomy places the organism in Eukaryota, Viridiplantae, Streptophyta, Magnoliopsida, Malpighiales, Salicaceae. The record is from the annotation of a GenBank genome assembly.